Glossina fuscipes is the source of this 1367-nucleotide messenger RNA. RefSeq names its product ras-related protein Rab6 (gene Rab6). Gene Ontology annotation, molecular function: GTP binding; GTPase activity. NCBI's taxonomy places the organism in Eukaryota, Metazoa, Arthropoda, Insecta, Diptera, Glossinidae. The coding region runs from base 495 to 1121 and encodes 208 amino acids. The transcript has a single exon. The record is from RefSeq and is a predicted model, not a curated record.
AAGAGAAUCAUGUUUAGUGAAUCCGUCAAUUUAUUGCUAAGAAUUACAAAAAUUAAAUAAUUUUAUAUUAAAUACUUUCAAAGAAUUUAAGAAAAAGUACAAUUAAAAUAAUAGAUUAAAAAAGGUUAUAAAAGUGUAUAAUUCUUCUUGAAGGACUACAAAAUCGGAGAAUUUGCAACUUACAUCGAGCGAAAAAUCGAAACAUAAUUCUUCAGCCCAGCCCGAAGAGUGAGCUACGUUGCGAGUCUAGUUUAAAAAAAAGGCAAACAUUGAAAAGAAAUAGCAAACAAUUAAAGAGAAGACAGUAAACUAGUAAUUAACUACAUCAGCAGUGUAUUUAGUUGAAAACUUCAUCAAACGUGUAAAAGUGGUUUUUAACUGAUUGGGAACAACUGAGAUUAAGUGGCAUUUAUAAAUAAUUUUUUUACCACAAAAUAUAAAAACAAGCAAAACCUCUUACUUACUCCACCAUCAUUAUCGAAACGCGAGCGAACAUGUCAUCAGGCGAUUUUGGUAAUCCUUUGCGUAAAUUCAAAUUAGUAUUCCUGGGCGAGCAGAGUGUAGGCAAGACUUCACUGAUCACUAGGUUUAUGUACGAUAGCUUCGAUAACACCUAUCAGGCCACGAUCGGUAUUGACUUUCUUUCGAAAACUAUGUACUUAGAGGAUCGGACAGUUCGUCUGCAACUAUGGGAUACUGCCGGCCAAGAACGCUUUCGAUCUUUAAUACCAUCUUAUAUACGUGAUUCCACUGUGGCGGUAGUAGUAUACGAUAUUACUAAUACAAAUUCAUUCCAUCAGACCUCAAAAUGGAUUGAUGACGUGCGCACUGAAAGAGGUAGUGACGUCAUCAUAAUGUUGGUUGGAAAUAAAACUGAUCUCUCCGAUAAGCGUCAAGUUUCCACGGAAGAGGGCGAACGUAAGGCUAAAGAAUUAAAUGUAAUGUUUGUCGAAACGAGUGCCAAAGCCGGCUACAAUGUGAAACAAUUGUUCAGACGUGUAGCGGCUGCGCUACCUGGCAUGGACUCAACGACAGAGACUAAGCCCUCCGAAGAUAUGCAGGAUGUACAUUUAGGUGUUCAAAAUGAAACAAAGGAUCCCGAAGGUGGUUGUGCUUGCUGAAUAAUACCAUCAGUUUAAUUUUCCAUUAAAAUUUUUCAACGCUAAACUCAUUAUACAAAGACCCCUUCUAAUAUAAAAACCGACGCUGAGGCUACUAGGGAAUAACAAUCACAUGGAAAACCUUGUAAUAAAUUACAUUUUCAAACUCAGUAGCUAAGGGAUGUGUGUGAGAGCUGAUCUUGAUGAACUAAAAUGUAGACUGCUUUUACCAAAACAACCAACCAAAAUUUGUUAAUAAUUUUUAUA